AUGAAAGAUGAUGAAGAAAAUUUAUCAAUAUUCACCCAUCCAGGAAGGUUAUCGGGUGAAGCCAAAAAGAGAGAUUUGUCUCUUGAGGAAAUUAAGGCUGCCCAAACUUAUAUUCUUCUAAAUUGUCAAGAGGUUGAGCCGUUUGUGAGCAUGUAUGUGCAACGUUUGCAAGAAGAGUUUCCGAAUCUCUCUCAAGAUCAAAUAGAUGAGAGUCUCGAAACAUAUUUUUCUGUAUGGUUCAAGGAAUAUGUUCGAUCCAACCAUAUUGAAAAUGAAUACUUGCGUAGUCUUGCUCAUGGACCAUUAAUAAGUGUGUAUUCUUAUCCAGUGUGUUUUGUUAAUGGAUACAAAUUUCACACAGUACAUCGCGGUAGUGCAAGAUCAACAAUGAAUAGUGGAGUUUGUAUCUCUGAUCCAAAUACGGGUGAUUACUAUGGAAGGAUUCAAGAAAUUAUACAAGUGGAAUACCGUAGAGCACCUUUAAAGCAAGUUAUGUUAUUCAAGUGUGAAUGGUUUGAUCCGGCAUUAAAUAUUGGUGUUAAGGUGCAUAAUCAGUAUAAAUUGGUCGAUGUUAAUCAUCGUCGCCGAUUUAAAAAAUAUGAACCUUUUAUUCUUGCGAUGCAAGCAACUCAAGUGUGUUAUAUGUCUUAUCCUAGCACAAAGAAGGACAAGGAUGAUUGGUUAGCUGUAUUAAAAGUCAACCCUCGAGAUGUCAUUGAAUUACCUGAUGAGGGAGUGAUCACAAUACCAGAACCUAAUCUUCCAUUUCAAGUUGAAGAAGUUGAAGUUCAUGAGAUAGAUAUGAAUAUUAUUGUUGAUGAAACUAUACUUCUGCAUGAUCCAAAUGGGGAGGCUAUUGAAAUGGAUGAACCAAUUGAUUAUGGAUUGUUUCCAGAGCAUCAUGAAUUAGAUGAAGAAUUUACAGAAGACGAGUAUGAAACUGAGAAUGAAUCUGAAGAGGAUGAUGAGCAGUUCGAAGAAGAAAUAGAUACAGACUAG
This is a messenger RNA of Solanum stenotomum, 999 nucleotides long. RefSeq lists its product as uncharacterized. The coding region runs from base 1 to 999 and encodes 332 amino acids. Lineage: Eukaryota; Viridiplantae; Streptophyta; Magnoliopsida; Solanales; Solanaceae. The transcript has 3 exons. The record is from RefSeq and is a predicted model, not a curated record.